AUGGCGUGGGACAACAGCACAGUGCAGCUUCUGGGCUUGCCGCCCACCACCUGCGUCUACCAGGAAGACUUCAAGCGGCUGCUGCUGCCACUGGUGUACUCAGCAGUGCUGGCCGCAGGCCUGCCGCUGAACGCGUGCGUGAUCGCCCAGAUCUGCAUGUCCCGCAGGGCGCUGACCCGCACAGCCGUGUACACCCUCAACCUGGCCCUGGCCGACUUGUUCUACGCCUGCUCCCUGCCCCUGCUCAUCUACAACUACGCCCAAGGUGAUCAUUGGCCCUUCGGCGACCUGGCCUGCCGCCUCGUGCGUUUCCUCUUCUAUGCCAACCUGCACGGCAGCAUCCUCUUCCUCACUUGCAUCAGUUUCCAGCGCUACCUGGGCAUUUGCCACCCCCUGGCCCCCUGGCACAAGCGCGGGGGCCGCCGGGCUGCCUGGCUGGUGUGUGGCGCUGUAUGGUUGGUCGUGACGGCCCAGUGCCUGCCCACUGCCGUCUUUGCUGCCACGGGCAUCCAGCGGAACCGUACUGUCUGCUACGACCUGAGCCCACCCAUCCUGGCCACCCACUACCUGCCCUAUGGCAUGGCCCUCACGGUCAUCGGCUUCCUACUGCCCUUUGCCGCCCUGCUGGCCUGCUACUGUCGCCUGGCCCACCGCCUGUGCCGCCAGGAUGACCCCACGGGGCCCGUGGCCCAGGAGCGAAGAAGCAAGGCGGCCCGAAUGGCCAUGGUGGUGGCAGCUGUCUUUGUCAUCAGCUUCUUGCCUUUCCAUGUCACCAAGACAGCCUACCUGGCGGUGCGCUCCACACCGAGCAUGCCCUGCCCUGUGCUGGAGGCCUUCGCUGCCGCUUACAAGGCCACACGGCCCUUGGCCAGCGCCAAUAGCGUGCUAGAUCCCAUCCUCUUCUACUUCACCCAGAAGAAGUUUCGCCAGCGGCCAAAGGAGCUAAUCCAGAAGCUCACAGCUGAGUGGCAGAGGCAUGGCCGUGGCGUCCACUAA
This is a messenger RNA of Ochotona curzoniae (black-lipped pika), 996 nucleotides long. RefSeq names its product pyrimidinergic receptor P2Y6 (gene P2RY6). The record is from RefSeq and is a predicted model, not a curated record. Gene Ontology annotation, molecular function: G protein-coupled ADP receptor activity; G protein-coupled UDP receptor activity; G protein-coupled UTP receptor activity. Lineage: Eukaryota; Metazoa; Chordata; Mammalia; Lagomorpha; Ochotonidae. Gene Ontology annotation, biological process: cellular response to pyrimidine ribonucleotide; G protein-coupled receptor signaling pathway. The coding region runs from base 1 to 996 and encodes 331 amino acids. Gene Ontology annotation, cellular component: plasma membrane. The transcript has a single exon.